AUGAACUCGCCGACUCAUACUAUAGAUCCAGACGGCGAAGUGAUCAUAAUAUUGCGCAAUGCGAACAGUCCGUUUGCACAACUGGCUGGAAAUCUAUUUACUAGUAGGGACUCUGACAUCCUUCCGUGGUUCUUUGGUAAUACCAAAAGUUCUCAUGAGGUGACCGAAGUUUCGAAAUUCCGUUUCGAACCGUUAGAGCUGAGUCUCAAGGAACAGAGCAGGAAAAAGAAGAAGAAGGGAAAGAAAAGAAAGUCCGGCACGACUAUGACCGCUUUUGAGUUCACUUCGACAAAUGAAGAGCCCGCUGCUGAAGAAGCUGCUGCCGAAGAACACCCUGCCGAAGAGCCCGUUGCCGAAGAGCCCGCUGCUGAAGAGCCCGCUGCCGAAGAACACCCUGCCGAAGAGCCCGUUGCCGAAGAGCCCGCUGCUGAAGAGCCCGUUGCUGAAGAGCCCGCUGCCGAAGAACACCCUGCCGAAGAACACCCUGCCGAAGAACACCCUGCCGAAGAACACCCUGCCGAAGAGCCCGUUGCCGAAGAGGCUGCUGUCGAAGGAGAUUUCGCUGAAUUGCCGGUUCACAAUUGCUUACGUAUUCAGGUGUCUGCGAAGCAUUUGAUGUUUGCCUCCCCGGUUUUCAAAAAGAUACUGACUGGUGGCUGGAAAGAAAGCAUUACUUACUUUAAAAAAGGCUCAGUUGAGGUCACUGCAGAAAGCUGGGAUAUUGAAGCACUCAUGAUACUACUUCGGGCUAUUCAUGGUCAAUACUAUCGUAUACCCCGGAAGCUGACCCUGGAGAUGCUCGCCAAAAUUGCUGUCAUAGCAGAUUACUAUGAAUGCAGGGAGGCUUUGUAUUUUCUGACGGAUAUGUGGAUCAAGAAUGUGGAGGAGAAGAUUCCUACGGCAGUUUCUCGGGAUUUAGUUUUAUGGCUAUGGAUUGCCUGGUUUUUUCGACUCCCUUCUCAAUUCAAAUUAUCGACUUCCAUUGCCAUGUCACAGAGCGACGGCAGGAUUGGUAAUUUGGGACUUCCGAUCCCAGACAAUGUCAUAGGAUCAAUGAACGAAAGUAGAGAGAAGGCUAUCAACAACUUGAUUGUUCUUCUUCAUGAAACACGCAAUGCCUUUUUACACGGCACUCGUGGCUGUGGUUUUGAAUGUCGCUCAAUCAUGUAUGGGGCUCUUACUAUGGAGAUGCAGUCAAGCAACCUGCUUGUACCGAAGCCUGAGAAUCCUUCUCCGAAUUUGGAUUACAAUUCUCUUAUGCAGAGGGUAAUGGCAUUCAGAUCGCCAGGAUGGUAUGUUUCAUCCUCAAUUUAUUCGGGCUAUUCCAGCUAUGGAUCCAGCUCUAUGCACCGCUGCUCUGAUUCCUCCUUCGCAUCUGUAUUCGACAAGCUGGAGGAUUCUCUUGAGGGGCUGGAACUGAAUCGGUUCACAAGUUCACAAUUUGGGAUCUCUGUGUUGCCGUCUAAAUGA
This is a messenger RNA of Penicillium verrucosum, 1470 nucleotides long. Its product is annotated as BTB/POZ domain-containing protein. The record is from RefSeq and is a predicted model, not a curated record. The coding region runs from base 1 to 1470 and encodes 489 amino acids. The transcript has 2 exons. NCBI's taxonomy places the organism in Eukaryota, Fungi, Ascomycota, Eurotiomycetes, Eurotiales, Aspergillaceae.